AGCAGCAGCAGCAGCAUCACGAAUAGCAGCACGAGCAACAGCAGCAACAGCAGCACCACCAUCACCACCACGAGCAGCAGCAGCAGCAGCAGCAACAACGCAGCAGCAGCAGCAGCAACAACAACAAACAGCGGCAAAGCGAAGAAGUCGUCAGCAGGCUUGCGGAGACCGGAGAAGCCUCCUUACUCCUACAUAGCCCUCAUCGUCAUGGCCAUCCAGAGCUCGCCGGGCAAGCGUCUCACCCUGAGCGAGAUCUACCAGUUCCUCCAGAACCGAUUCCCCUUCUUCCGCGGCGCCUACCAGGGCUGGAAGAACUCGGUCCGGCACAAUCUGUCGCUGAACGAGUGCUUCAUCAAGCUGCCCAAGGGACUCGGACGUCCGGGCAAGGGCCAUUACUGGACCAUCGACCCGGCGAGCGAGUUCAUGUUCGAGGAGGGGUCCUUCCGUCGAAGGCCACGUGGAUUCCGCCGCAAGUGCCAGGCGUUGAAGCCGGUGUACGGCCUCAUCAAUGGAUUCGGCUUCAACCACCACCACCACCACCACAACCACGCCGUGCUGUCCCCGGGAUUUGACUAUCAGCAUCACCAGCAACAGCAACAGCAACAACAGCAGCAGCAGCAGCAUCAACAUCAUAACCACAGCAGCAGCAACCCGCACCCGGUGCACCACCACCACCAUCAUCACCACGGUGGUGGUGGUGGUGGUGCAUCUAUGAACGGGCUGUCUGGUCGAGCCUCGCCCGUGUCUGCCGUGGCAUACGACGUGGGUUGCGCUGGUGCGACAACUUUAGACUACCUGCAGCAGUACAGCAACGUUGCUUCGCCCGUAGGCAUCGACCAAGCGUCGGUGUACGCGUCCAGUAGCGCGCUCCAUCAUCAUCAUCAGCAACAACAGCAGCAGCAUCAGCAGCAGCAGCAUCAUCAUCAGCAGCAGGAUCACGACGCCGGACAUACCUCCCCGCUGGGGCAGCUGUGGAUGCAAGGAGGCGGCUCAGUGUUGAUGUACGGCAAGGCGGCUAUGCAGAUGUCUUCGUGUGACAGCGCUCAGCAGCAACAGCAGCAGCAACAGCAGCAGCAGCAGUUUGGAGGACACAUGGAGCACAUGUAUGGAGGGCACGAGACGUUGGAUAUUCCAGAGCGGUGUUCUUCUGGAACGCAGCAACAACAACAACAACAACCACAACUACCGCCGCCGCCGCCGCUGUCGUUACAGGAGAACAGACUUCACGCGCGUCCCAGACACUGUUACGGAUUCGUUUAAUCCGGAAGAUCCUUUCCCGAGGACAUUUCGCGCAUUUCUCUUUGACCCUCGACCCGUUCGCGGGAUUGUAAGAACGCACAUCAGCGCGCGCGCGUGCCCCCUGUUACGUCGGUUACGUCCCGUGGAUCAUUGCGCUAGCCGGUAGUGCCUUACGCCGAGUAAAUGGAGACCGCUCCAGGCCAAAGCGUGUACAGCGGCAAGCACCACGGGCGCCGGGGCUGAGAAACAGGUCCGGGCCCCUCGAUCCACUCACUGCUGGAUGAGAACCCACCGAAUGGUGAAGUAUUUGACCAAACUUCACCAGCGGAGUACAAUAAAGACACCGAUCCCACGUGCAGCAUGCACAAGACUGGCGGCGGACAGGAUGAUGUUAGUGGCGAGUUAGCAGGACCGAUGGAGGCCGCGCACUGUGUGGCACACGAGGGAGAUGGGUGGUCGGAACCACGCCCGGCCGCCUUUGUCUCCCCGGUGGCGAUUUUUUUUUGUUACACAUCGCGCAAGGUUACUCAUUUGAGGCUGAGUCGACCUAGGGGGGAGGCGCACGGCCGAUUCAGAUAUUAUCGGUGUUGGUGGUCGGCCGUGAGCAACAAUCGAACUCGGCUCGCCAGGUUCUUAACACAGCGGUGCACAUAGAGGUACAGUACAGCAUAGGGGUACAGUGCAGCAGAGCCUUGGAUUUGCUGUUGUAGCAUACAGCAUGGUCCAGCGCUGUCCCAACAGCGGCGAGGAGAUGUUGACUACCUCGCCUGGAACGCAGGAGGUCGUGGGUUCGACCCCGACCCUGACGAUGCCUUCUG
Petromyzon marinus (sea lamprey) is the source of this 2057-nucleotide messenger RNA. The record is from RefSeq and is a predicted model, not a curated record. Lineage: Eukaryota; Metazoa; Chordata; Hyperoartia; Petromyzontiformes; Petromyzontidae.